AUGGGGGGUGGGGGAGGAGGAGGGGGGUUGAAAUAUUCCUUUUCUGAGACCAACAAGAAGAAGAAAUGUCAGUUAGGAGUGGAACUGGUGGUGACACUACAGAAGCCGCCUCCCCCCCCCCCCACUACCGAUAGCGCCGAUCAUGGGCUUCAGAUCCACCCUCCAAAGCCAUCACUACCGUUCAUUCGGUGAGACCUGCGUCGAUUGACGAGAGUCUCUCGAUUGACACCGAUGAUCCCUCUUCCGACGGCACCACGUCCGUUAGAUUCAAAGUCCUUCCCAUGGACCUCAAGUCAGAAAUAACGUCUCGAAAAAUUAAACAAAAGCAUACCUUUUUAUGGUAAUCUGUGCCGAUCGGAAAUUACUCUGUUUCCACGUGGCAGAUAGAUCAACGUCCCCGGGAUUGUUUUCUCACAACGUCUAGUCCUGACGUCACCAAGGUAACCGUUGCCGACACCCCGCCCCCAUAUGGGCUCAAAUGGGCCGGCCCAAACUUCAUAUUCGGUCUCGGUCGUUGGAAAUGCAGCUUCUGUUACCGGGUCGUUCUGGUACCGACCCGUUUGAUCGAGAGGAAAGUUGACGAUUAGAAGACGUGUGAAUCGUCGCCGCUCCGCCACCACUCCGUCGGAGCGGCGGGCUCCCGCCUGUUCCCCCGGCGGCGCACGCAGGGAAAGAAACCCUGAACGAGUUCAAGAAGAGAGAGGUGGGGGCGGAGAAGUGCAGAGAAGAAGAGGACUUAGAUUCUGUGCCUUACGAUGGAGGCUUGGGCUUCUUCUGCCUUGGAGAGGGCCGAGGCUUGGGCGAAAUCGUGCCGGGAAAGCCUUAGGUGCGGUUUGGCGGAGUGCGGCGUCGGCGGCACCGGCGAUGAGGCCCUCCAGCGCGAUAAUCCCGUAAGCGACUUGGCAGACCCCUCCACCCUCUUUUUCUCUCUCUCUCUCUCUCUACUCUCUCUCUCUCUCUCUCUCUCUCUCUCCUGUCCGUUCUUCUUAUCCGGUCACAUCGUGGAGAAAUUCGUCGGGCAGUCCUGCCGUAUGAGACGUGCGCAUUGCAUCUUUCUUUAUUUAAUAUGAUUCGAACUAACUUCGUAAUGUUAUUUUUUAAUUUGGUAAAAAUCUAAUCAUGGAAAUGCUUGAUCCAGGAAGGCCUUUAGUUUUACUGUUGAUUUUUUUAUAAAAAAAAUAUAUUUUAUUUUUAAGGGUUCGAGCUCAGCUCUUGCAUUUUAUUAGAACAAUAUUGCAAGAAUAACAUGGUUUAAGAUGAGAUUAGAACUGUCUUGAGCUGCUUCAGACGCAGCAUCAUUGUAAAUCAGAAUCACAUUGAACUGUGCUGGGCUCGUGGUGUUAUGAAAUUGGACUAAACGUGUCUAACGGACUAAUCAAGCUUUCGAAAAACGCUUCUGAGCUUUCCAUUCCUCGUAGAUGUUUGUGUAAAUUGGUGCAAAGACCGCCCAUGCGCAGGUAUCUGCCAGGUCAGUCCAUAUCCCAUGUCACAUCAGAGCUCGACUGUUUUUGCUCUUUUUCUUCUUGACUCAGAUCAAUAUCCUCAAACGCCUGCAACGGGAAGCAUUCUGUGAGUUGAUGAAACUGCGGGACCGGCAGGAGAAGGUCGAGCGGGCCCUUGCCUUCUAUAAGACCGGUAAAGGAAGCCCAUUUCAGGAGACUGGUGGUACCCGCAUGAGGGGGGUAGUCUCUGUGGCUGGGGCAUUGCCAUUUUCGGGGAGUGAUGAUCAAGAGAGCCCCUCCCUUCUAAAUAUGGCUGGAAUCAGGACUGGCGUUGACUCAAGAUUCAUCUUCGAGACUGUCACCAGACAGAGGGAUACUUUAGUUGCAGAGUUUGUGGCCAGGCAAGACGGCCCGUCUGCCCAAGUCAGUAAUGUUCCUGGAAGCCAACUGACGUUAUCCAAGGUGUCUUAUUUGGCCAAUAUAAAUGACUGGCUAUCCUUGGUAUCGGUUCCUUUUGGUGCUCGAUGCCAAGACUUCAGUUUUGGCUCUUACCCAUCGCAGGUGACUUCAUCAAUUUUUAUUUUUUUAUUUUUUUAAUUUGGUCUUCACAUUCCCAUAUUCUUGUCCUAAAAUCAUUCAUUUCUACCAUAUAUGUGUGUGUUUAUUUAUUAUAAAUAGCAGGGUUUGAUGGAGCCUUCUUCAUUUGAUCCACCAUUACUGAAUCGAUAUCUGGGUUGUGCCGCUGGCUUGAGGCUCAAAUGCUCGAACAUCACUGCCACUGCUUCUCAGUCUGUGUCAAGGCAUCUCGGCGCCUUCGGGCAGUUUGACUUCCAACUCCUCGAGGGAGCAAGGGUUUCCGCAAUGGGUCUCUGGCAGGUGUCUGGAUCGCCACCUCAGCGGAGCCAGGCCAUCCAAAUGAGCCCAUUGGAGCCGCUUCCAAGCUCCCAAGCGGAGGACGAACAGCCUUCAGGGAGGAGGCCCGGAGCAGGCGAUUCAUCUUCUGGGUCUGCUGCCGUGGUGCUGGAGUCAGAGUUGGAUGACAGCAGUAGAAUCAGAGGCUGGGUUGAAUGGGUGAAGCCCGAUCUGAGAAGCUCAGAGCAGAGUCUUCAGUGGGGCCUCUCUCUAUCGGAUACACCCGAGGAAGAGGUGGGAUGGGGCCUAGCCGUCGGAGGGGGGACAAGCAGCAGUCAAAGGCGGGUUCAGUUCGAGGGCUUCCUGAAUUUCUGCAUAGGGAAGAGGUUGACUUUGCAGCCUGGCCUGGUGUACACUGUGGAUGGGAAAACCCAGUUUCCGGCCCUUGUGGUCAGCUCCAGAUGGGCUCUGUGA
Molecule: messenger RNA, 2768 nt
Organism: Spirodela intermedia
Lineage: Eukaryota; Viridiplantae; Streptophyta; Magnoliopsida; Alismatales; Araceae
Source: the annotation of a GenBank genome assembly